Molecule: messenger RNA, 459 nt
Organism: Echinops telfairi (small Madagascar hedgehog)
Lineage: Eukaryota; Metazoa; Chordata; Mammalia; Afrosoricida; Tenrecidae
Gene: IL38
Product: interleukin 1 family member 10
Exons: 4
Coding region: 1-459 (152 amino acids)
Biological process (GO): positive regulation of gene expression; cellular response to lipopolysaccharide; cytokine-mediated signaling pathway
Molecular function (GO): interleukin-1 receptor binding; cytokine activity
Source: RefSeq, a predicted model, not a curated record
AUGUGUUCUCUUCCCAUGGCAAGAUACUACGUAAUUAAGGAUGCAGAUCAGAAGGCGCUGUACAUGAAGGACAGCCAGCUCCUUGUGGGAGACCCUGGUGCAGACAACUGCUGUCCAGAGAAGAUCUGCGUCCUCCCCAACAGAGCCCUGGACCGCACCAAGGUCCCCAUCCUCCUGGGCAUCCAUGGAGGGAGGCGCUGUCUGGCAUGUGUGGAGACAGAAGAGGGACCUUCUCUGCAGCUGGAGGAUGUGAGCAUCGAGGAUCUGUACAAGGGCGGGGAGCAGGCCACGCGUUUCACCUUCUUCCAGAGCAGCCUGGGUUCUGCCUUCAGGCUCGAAGCUGCUGCUUGGCCUGGCUGGUUUCUCUGUGGCCCAGCCGAGUCCAGACAGCCGGUCCGGCUAGCCAAGGAGCGUGACCCCACGGCCCGCAUUGAGUUUUACUUCGAACAAAGUCGGUAG